Molecule: messenger RNA, 662 nt
Organism: Nestor notabilis (Kea)
Lineage: Eukaryota; Metazoa; Chordata; Aves; Psittaciformes; Psittacidae
Gene: RFESD
Product: Rieske (Fe-S) domain containing
Exons: 4
Coding region: 7-594 (195 amino acids)
Molecular function (GO): 2 iron, 2 sulfur cluster binding
Source: RefSeq, a predicted model, not a curated record
GAGACAAUGCUGGACCUCAUUAUUCUGAGCCUCCAUUUCUUGAUCUGCUUUCUCAUCUUCAUUGCCAUCUGGCGUGGACCUAAGGAUGUGGAUUUGCACAGCUCAAGCACAGGAACAGCUGAAGUGGAGGUAGAGGGUCUUAUAUUAAUUGGCAAAGAAAAUGACAUAAAGAAGUCUCGAAGAGUAACAGCCAAAGUCAGUGGCAGAGAAGUUGUUGUUUUCUACCAUGAAGGGAAAUUUUAUGCUAUGGACUCCCGCUGCUACCAUGAAGGAGGCCCUUUAUGCCUUGGAGAAAUAGAGGAUAUCAAUGGUCAAGCAUGUAUUGUUUGUCCUUGGCAUAAGUAUAAAAUUACUUUGGAAACAGGAGAAGGAUUAUAUGAAGGAAUAAACCCUUUGGAGCCAUCACCAACACCACAAUGGCAAUCAAAAGGAGUCAAACAAAGGAUUCAUAAGGUCACAAUAAAUAAAGGAAAAGUUUAUGUGAGUCCUCCAGAUUUCUCUGUAAGCUUUGACUCUGAUUAUUUUGCUGAAAAGUACAAAAAUGGUGGUGAAUUAGCUAUAAAAAAAAUAAGCAACUCACAUGCAGCAGAGUAAUCAUGGCCAGAAAGCAGAAUCCUGGUGAUUGCUCUAACGAAGAACCAUUAUCAUGAAAUAAAAGUGUA